CAACCUAAAACUAAAUCCCUAAAAAGGCAAAACAAUAACAUUAGAGCAAGAGUUGGGUGUUUGGUCUCCUUUCUCUAUGAAAAAAGAAAAAUACAGAAUGCUUCAAUGUUUUAUACACAUUAUCUAAGUGCUACGCUAUCCGAAAGUCAACAGAGUAUUAUGGCGUUUUAUGACAACAAAUAUUGGAUUCUUUCCCAUGUAAGAAACUCAUUCUUGUACUCAGAUGAUACUGGCAUGUGCGAAAUGAUAUUGCAGAACGCUGAUAUACCAAAGAAGAUCAGAGAAGAGGGUAAAAAACAGUGGUUUGGAAAUUUAGAUGAUUCAGAAGAAGAGUUUGAUGAUGAUGGACGAAUUCACACAAGAUCUCUAGGAAAUGGUAAUGAUGACUUUGGAACUCGGAGGAGAAGGCUUAACACAGUGGUGAGGCUUGAGAAGAUGAGGAAAGAACAGCAAGCAGCCGCCAUGAUCAGUACCAUUAGAUGGAAAGAGCCAGAUUUGACCAAUCUAGAUCAAGGUGAAAAGACCAAGAUGUUUCAAAAGAAGGAAGUGGUUGCUCAGAAUUCCAAAUCUGCCCUUUCUAAACUUAUGGCUGAGCACGCCUCGGAUCCCGAUUCGCCAUUCAUUGAGUAUGCAAAAUUUGAUGGGAAUUCUCAAUUGAGAGCACCCACAAGAACAAUAAGGAUAUUUUUAAGCAUGCAAAGUGCUGAAGACCGCAACUUUCCUAUGACCGUUUGUGUUGUGGCUUCGGCAAAGGUUUCUGAACUUAUCGGCCUUGUUUGUUACAAAUACAGCCACGAAAAAAGAGAACCUCCUUUAACUGGAUCUGUGGAUAAUUACGCACUAUUCAUUGCCGAAGACGACGGAAGUCCAGAUGCCGAUUUCCCUUGCCUAGAACCUAAAGAAGUUGUUGGGAAGUUUGGAUUCACCUCCCUGGCUUUGGUUCGCUCUGCCAAUCCCCCAAAGGAGGCGAAGAAAGACGUCGAGACUAAUAAAACAGUUGAUCAACUCAACACUGAGAAACCAGAAGAGCGUGGGGCUGUUCUGGAAUCUACCGACUACCAUUCGUUCAAAGGAUUUUUGCUACACAAAGUUCGGCCAAACACGGAAAUAACUUUGGGAAUUUCGUGGGACCAAGUGGAGAUCAAGCCUUGCCCAACUAGUCGGUCUGUAACAACUUUACUGUGGUCAAGGCCCAAUCUCAAACCAACCCGUUUACCUAUUGAAGUGAUCGUAGAUUGUGUUCCUAUGCAAACAUUGCCAGCAUCAGUUGCUAUUAUGUAUUACGACACAGAUAAAAGAAAAUGGAGGCGUUUGCGAAUUGAGUGUGACUCGAAGACCAUCGAACAAGUUGUGGCGAAGUUAAAAUUCAUAUUAGAAAUCCGGGGAGGACUUUACCGCCAGGAGUACCUCCAUCACAUGUCAUACGUCAACAAGAAAGCCAGCCUGAUUCGUUAAAAGAAAUUUUAAUAAUUCAAUUGUUUGUUUAAUAAACCUUAAAAUGCGAAA
Molecule: messenger RNA, 1506 nt
Organism: Daphnia pulicaria
Lineage: Eukaryota; Metazoa; Arthropoda; Branchiopoda; Diplostraca; Daphniidae
Gene: Sin1
Product: target of rapamycin complex 2 subunit MAPKAP1-like
Exons: 5
Coding region: 106-1455 (449 amino acids)
Biological process (GO): TORC2 signaling
Cellular component (GO): plasma membrane; cytoplasm; TORC2 complex
Molecular function (GO): phosphatidylinositol-4,5-bisphosphate binding
Source: RefSeq, a predicted model, not a curated record